Messenger RNA from Diceros bicornis minor, 649 nucleotides. It is a transcript of the gene INSL5, whose product is annotated as insulin like 5. The record is from RefSeq and is a predicted model, not a curated record. Gene Ontology annotation, molecular function: hormone activity. Bases 1 to 408 code for a protein of 135 amino acids. The transcript is spliced from 2 exons. Lineage: Eukaryota; Metazoa; Chordata; Mammalia; Perissodactyla; Rhinocerotidae. Gene Ontology annotation, cellular component: extracellular region. Gene Ontology annotation, biological process: positive regulation of feeding behavior.
AUGAAGGGCUGCGUUGUCACCUUAUUUCUCCUCUCUGUCCUACUUGCCAUCUCAGAAGUGAGGAGCGAGGAGUCCAUGAAGCUCUGUGGGCUGGAGUACGUAAGAACGGUCAUCUACAUCUGUGCCAGCUCCAGGUGGAGACGGCAACUGGAGGGGCUCCCUCAGGUCCAGCAAGCUGAGACAGGAAACUACCUCCAGCUCCCGAGUGAACUCGAGGUCUCCGAGGAAAGCAGAGCACAAAACCUCCCGAAGGUGGACUCCUCAGGGGAGGAAAGCCUUCAGGGUGGACAGCUGGCCACUGAAGGGCUUUGGGGGUCAAAGAAGCGUUCAGUGAUGUCCAGACGAGACCUGCAAACGGUGUGCUGCAUGGACGGCUGUUCCAUGACGGAGCUGAGCGCUCUUUGCUAAGACGAGCGAAUCCCCAGUGGCACACGUUGAAUCACAGCGUUUACUACCCAGUACAACACUUACAUCGUGUCAUUACAAUAAUGGCUUUGGGGUAGGCAAUCUUUCUUUCCUAAAAGUUGUGGAAGAAUGGCUAAAACCACAAUGAAGUCUGUUUUCUCCCUUUGCCAAGGUGAAUGCACUGUUCUUUUCAAAUUUUAACUAAUUCUUUGAAAUUUCAAAUGCUCUGCAAAAUUGCAAUAAA